Messenger RNA from Prinia subflava (tawny-flanked prinia), 2462 nucleotides. RefSeq names its product cystin 1 (gene CYS1). NCBI's taxonomy places the organism in Eukaryota, Metazoa, Chordata, Aves, Passeriformes, Cisticolidae. The transcript is spliced from 3 exons. Bases 859 to 1221 code for a protein of 120 amino acids. The record is from RefSeq and is a predicted model, not a curated record.
CUCAGUGUUUGAGAAGAACCAGCAGAAUGAAUGACUGGUAGAUGCAAUCAUUGCAGUCAGUGCCGAGGAGCAGCAAGAGGAAUUACACCCCUGUGUCCCCGGCCUUUAUCAGCCUCUAGUUCGAAAGGAAGGGAGGCAGAACGGGCUGGACACCAAGCAGCCACUGUACUCCCCUGCCCUCCAUCCCUGGAGGCAGUGACAGCCUUGCCUUUAACAUCUAUGAUCGCCCACUGUCGAACAAUGUGCAAAUAUUGCACUGCUGGAAGCAAAGAGCAGCCGAGGAUGGUUGGGGGAUCAGCUCCGCAGCCUGGACAGCCUGUCGGGAAGCCGAGUGACUCCGUCUGUGGGCACCGGCUAAGGAGGUGCCCGGCGGGCCCAUCCUUUGCCCGGGAGCUCCCCUGUAACUCGAGGAACGUGGCCGGAACCGCAGUCAGCACCGCAGACCUGCCCCACGGGGCAUCCCCCGGCUGGGCUGCUCUCCAAAGGUCGGCAGGACCCCUCUGCGAGAGCUGUGCUUCAGUGCAGUAGCCGAGGAGUGCUGCUCCUGCUGCACGGGUCCCGAGGAUGACAAUGUCCUCCCCCCGGCUCUGGGAGAUGUGUGUAAGGAUCCGGUGCUUGGGAGGCCCGAGCUAACGGGCUGGGCUGGGAAGUUUUGGAAAGGAGAGGGGAGCGCGGCAGCCUGCCCAAAACCGCGAUCAGAGACGGCCGCGCACCCCUCCCCUGCGCCGCCGGCUCCCUCCCCCGGCCCGGGGCGCUCCGGGGUGGGAUUCUCCCCCCGAAAGGCUCCCGGACCGCCGAGCGCCGCUGCCGCCCGGCCGGGAGAGGCGGCGCCCGGAGCGCUGCCCGCCGGCUGCGGCCAUGGGCAGCGGCAGCAGCCGGCGGCGGGGGCCCGCGGGCAGAGCGGGGCAGAGCCGGGACCUGCCCGGGACCGCCGGCGGCGAGGGGGCGGCGGCACCGCCCGGCCCCGGCCGCCCAGCGCCGGCCGCCGGCGGCAGCGCCGAGCCCCGGGCCGGCGGGAGCAGCGCGGAGGCGGCGGGAGGCGGCGGGGCCCCGCUCCAGCAGGCGGCUUUGUCAACCAGAAGCCUACCAGGCCCAGAGAACAACAACCUCGACCAUCAGUGCCCAGAAAGCAGCAAGAAGCCUUUGGAGCAGUCCACAAUAUUGUAUGAUUACUCGGAGGAGGAGCUCAUGGCAAGCAUCGAGCGGGAGUACUGCCGCUGAAUCCAGUUCCCUGCCACCAGAGUGUCAGGCAUGAUCCUGGAAGCCCAGAUGAGCAGAACUGCUGCUGACAACAUCUGGCACAGCGAGACAGCACAGGAGAAGUGGGUGGUGGAGGGUACCUGGAGGAUGAGAGGCUGCUUGGGAAGCUCAGAGGAGAAAGUUCACCUGAUCCAUGAAGAGCAUGAAGAUCCUCUCCAGCUGCUGAUUUCUGAUUGGUGCCACUGGGAGAGAGAUCAACUCAUCUUAAGAAUCAAUAUUUAGAAGCUCAUUUCUCAAUGCUGUUUAUAAAUGAACAUGUACUAGAAUUAACUGCAUACUAGAGGUGUUGAAAUGAGGUGCUUUGAAGGAAGAUCUUGCUUUGAACUUAGUAAAAAAAUAUGCAGCCAUAUCAUCUGAUUCAGAUCUUAAGGUGAUGUCAAAUGAAAUUCAUGUUUCUGCCACUUAAAAUGUGCCAAAUGUACUCCUUGUGCUGCGCAAACCUCAGGUCCAGGUCUGAAUUUGGCACUGUCUCUUUCAAUCUGGUUCCAGUAUAGGAGAUAAGAGGAAAAGGGGAUUGAGCCCACCAUCUAGUGCUUAUACAGUGUAAUUCCAGAGUUCAAAUUCCGGAGUUCAUCAUACUUUGUCAAUUAGCCUCCUGGGAGCCAUCAAGGAACACAGGAUUUGUGUGAGUCCUUGGGACAGGAUCCCAGCAUAUGUGUCCUGUCUGAGGCUCCUGGGCAUGGAUCCAUCCCAGUGAUGGGAGUGAAAGCAGGAGGCACACCCCCAUUUCAUCCAUCCUUCUCAAGAAGGAUGUGUAUGCUCCAGUAGAGCAGCUGUUUGGGAUCAAUUUUCAGAAUUGCCACUCCUGGCCUUUCCCUAAUGUUUCUUGUCCUACAAGAAAAAUCACUGCAUUUUACCAUUAGCUGACUGCAAAAAACCAGAAAGUUCUCUCUCCUAAGGAAAUAGUAUUUUCAGCACUCCCAGACAGGGAAGCCUGGUAUUUUGGGUUUCUGCUUUUAUUAUACCUGCAUCUUAACAUAUUGUGAAUAUCUACUUAUUAUCAGAAAUAGAGAAAUACUUUAUUUACAUCCUCAACUGAAGCAUAAAGGACAUCCGAUAAAAUCUUCACUACAUGUAAAUGCAAGAAAUAAUUGCAGGACACCUCUUAAGAUGCUGUAUUUUAAGUACUUUAUGAUUCCUGGGACCUGUAAAACAGAAAUAAAUGCAUCUAUACUCUGAAGCCCUCAGUGAAGGCAUCAAAU